AUGGACGUGCCUGGCCCCUGCUCUCUGGCCCUCGUUGCCCCUGGACUCACCGCAGAGUUCACUGCCUUUCAUGUUUCACCCAUGCGCCCAGAUCGGCCCUUGGAGGCUGCCCCGGUGCACCCGCUCUGUGACCCUCCCGCCCCAGGGUUCUUCCUGCCAUCCAGUGCCGUCCUGGGCCCGGCUGCUUUGGCCUUGAAAUCCUUGCUGGGGACGCUGCACAUCUCCUGCCUACUGGAACCCCCUGCCAAGACCCUGACUGCUUCCCUGCUUGGAGCCAAGACUGUGGCCGCGGUGAUCGGAGGAGCCGUGGCCGUGGGCACCGUGCCGGCGGUGCUGAGCGCCCUCGGCUUCACCGGGGGGGGCAUCGCAGCCUCCUCCAUAGCGGCCAAGAUGAUGUCAGCAGCCGCCAUCGCCAACGGAGGAGGAGUGGCCUCGGGGAGCCUCGUGGCUAUUCUGCAGUCCCUGGGAGCAGCUGGACUGUCCCUGCCGUCCCAAAUCAUCCUGGGCUCCAUUGGGUCAGCCCUGGCGUCCCUCAUCGUGUAGACCCUCAUCACCCCCAGUGCAGAGAAGAGGACCGACCGGGGGGGCCCUGCCCACCAGCCUCAUGCAGUGGGGACCAGACCCAGGGUGACAAUGGCCCCAUGCUGUACCCCCAGAGGAAAAUAAGGAAUAAAAAUGAGCUGUUGAGACUUC
This is a messenger RNA of Phyllostomus discolor (pale spear-nosed bat), 693 nucleotides long. Its product is annotated as interferon alpha-inducible protein 27-like protein 2B. The coding region runs from base 1 to 543 and encodes 180 amino acids. Gene Ontology annotation, biological process: apoptotic signaling pathway. The transcript has 5 exons. Lineage: Eukaryota; Metazoa; Chordata; Mammalia; Chiroptera; Phyllostomidae. The record is from RefSeq and is a predicted model, not a curated record. Gene Ontology annotation, cellular component: membrane; mitochondrion.